Messenger RNA from Dovyalis caffra, 234 nucleotides. The record is from the annotation of a GenBank genome assembly. Lineage: Eukaryota; Viridiplantae; Streptophyta; Magnoliopsida; Malpighiales; Salicaceae.
AUGGAACAUGCAGGUAAUAAGAUUUUUAAGUCUCCUAAUUCCCAUGUGGUAUCGCUUAAGGCAACAAAUAUAGAGGGAUAUUCGACAAAGCGAGCACUAUCCGUAGUAGGAUUUGGUUCCUCUAAUGUUAAGAAAGCCAUAGAUUCCGAUGAGAAGAAAGCACAAGAGGAUGCAGUGGUGACAGAUUAUGAACCACCACAUCGGACGCCACCAAUUCACAACAGAAAAACUUAG